This is a messenger RNA of Cladophialophora yegresii CBS 114405, 1515 nucleotides long. RefSeq lists its product as uncharacterized. Gene Ontology annotation, molecular function: iron ion binding; heme binding; oxidoreductase activity, acting on paired donors, with incorporation or reduction of molecular oxygen. The transcript has 5 exons. The record is from RefSeq and is a predicted model, not a curated record. The coding region runs from base 1 to 1515 and encodes 504 amino acids. NCBI's taxonomy places the organism in Eukaryota, Fungi, Ascomycota, Eurotiomycetes, Chaetothyriales, Herpotrichiellaceae.
AUGGCAUUCGACUCUUACCUCAAGCUGGCCGCCUCAUUGGCGGUGGCAAGCUUUGGUGGCCUCGCAUGCCUGGUCCUCUACCGCGUGUUCUUUCACCCACUGUCGAAAAUCCCUGGGCCCAAACUUGCCGCGAUCUCGCGCCUUUAUGACUUCUACUACGAUUGCGUCCUAGGAGGCAAGUUCGUCUUCAAGAUCGAGGAGCUACACAAGCAAUACGGACCCAUUGUGCGCAUAGGACCUAAUGAGGUACAUAUCCACGAUCCGGACUUCUUUGACGAAUUCUAUACCGUGACUAGCCGCCUCGACAAAGAUGCCUGGUACUAUGCAUUCGUUGGCUCCAAGGACGCUGGGUUCGGGACCGCCAAUGUCGACCUUCAUCGCGCCAGGCGCAAGGCCAUGAGUCGCUUCUUUGCGGCCUCUGCCAUCUCCAACCUCGAGUCAUCGUCGCGAGAGAAGGUCUCCCAGCUAUGCCUGCGGCUACGUUCCAUGCGUGAGGCGGGUAAGCCGGUCAAUCUGUCCAACGCUUUUCGCUGUCUGGCUGCCGACUCUGUUACCAACUAUUGCAUGCCGAAAGCCUUCAAUCUGCUGGAUUCGAUUGACUUCGCCGAUGACUACAACCGCCAGGCACGUGUGAUUUCACAUAUUGCCGCCUGGCAUCGUCACAUCCCCAUCAUUAUUCCGAUAUUCAUGCGAAUGCCAAGGUGGGCAGUCGCUGCGACCUCAACAGAAGGGGCCGUGAUGGCUUUCGACUUUCAGACAGAUUUGGCGCGACAAGCCGCCGACGCCGUGCACGCCGAAAAGCGUAGCGACAGAUCCGUGCUCGACGGAAUUAUCAGUUCCGACGCCAUCCCGGAAAGCGACAAGAGCGUCGACCGAAUCACACAAGAAGCUCGAACGCUUGUCGGAGCUGGCAGCGAGACAACCGGGAAUACCCUCGAAACCAUCACUUUCCACGUCCUAGCCAACCCCGAUAAACUUGAUCGGCUGAAGGAAGAAUUAGCUCAAGUCGUGGAAACAUCCAAAGGCUCGUCAGACCCAUUGUCCAACUACAGCACGCUGCAGCACCUGCCGUAUCUCACAGCUGUGAUCAAUGAAGGUCUUCGUAUCGCGUGCAGCGUCUCUGGCCGACUUGCAAGAGUAAAUCACCGACAAGCGUACACUUACGGCACGUACCUUCUUCCUCCGGGGACAGUCAUCAGCAUGAACAUCCGGAGCAACCAUACCUUCGAGCCGGUGUACCCGGAGCCGUUGACGUACAAUCCCGAACGUUGGCUGGUCGAAGGUGAAGAGUUGAAGCGGCUGGAAAAGUAUUUCGUGCCUUUUGGCCGAGGAGGGAGGAGUUGCAUAGGCAAAGAGCUGGCCCUCAUGAAUCUCUAUCUCACCAUUGCAGCGUUCUUCCACCACUUUGACGCGGAGCUGUUUGAGACGACAAGGAAGAAUAUUGAGAUUGAGCAUGACUAUUUCUCUCCGUUUCCGGCGGUUGACUCAAAGGGCUUGCGGGUCAUGCUCAAGUGA